AUGAGCCCUCCCUCCACGAAGAUCUCCUGGGCCGCGGUUAUGGUGCUACUGCUGCUACUGCUCCCGCCUGCGCUGCUCUCGCCCGGCGCGGCCGCGCAGCCCUUGCCGGACUGCUGCCGCCAGAAGACAUGCUCCUGCCGUCUCUACGAGCUGCUGCAUGGCGCCGGCAAUCACGCGGCCGGCAUACUGACGCUGGGAAAGCGGCGGCCCGGGCCUCCAGGUCUCCAGGGCCGGCUGCAGCGCCUCCUGCAGGCCAGCGGCAACCACGCGGCUGGCAUCCUGACCAUGGGCCGACGCGCAGGCGCAGAACCCGCGCCGCGCCCCUGUCCCGGGAGACGUUGUCCCACCGCAGCUUCCACUGCCGCCGUGCCUUGA
This is a messenger RNA of Orycteropus afer afer, 375 nucleotides long. RefSeq names its product hypocretin neuropeptide precursor (gene HCRT). The coding region runs from base 1 to 375 and encodes 124 amino acids. The record is from RefSeq and is a predicted model, not a curated record. The transcript has 2 exons. Lineage: Eukaryota; Metazoa; Chordata; Mammalia; Tubulidentata; Orycteropodidae. Gene Ontology annotation, biological process: neuropeptide signaling pathway; feeding behavior.